Messenger RNA from Tyto alba (common barn owl), 1136 nucleotides. RefSeq names its product chromosome unknown C5orf51 homolog (gene RIMOC1). NCBI's taxonomy places the organism in Eukaryota, Metazoa, Chordata, Aves, Strigiformes, Tytonidae. The record is from RefSeq and is a predicted model, not a curated record. The coding region runs from base 110 to 997 and encodes 295 amino acids. Gene Ontology annotation, biological process: mitophagy. The transcript is spliced from 6 exons.
UACCCGCCGCGGCGCCGGCGGCCGGCCCGCCGCCAGAGCCGCCCCCAUGGCCGCCUCCAGCCGCGGCGGCGUUGCGUGUAACGGGGCGCGGUGACGGGCGGCGGCAGCGAUGGCGGAGGCCGCCGAGGCGUGGGCUGCGGUGUCCGCCCUGCGGCCGCGUCUGGCGGCGCUGGGCCGGCGUCUGGCGGCGCCCGGGGGAGCGGGCGGCGACGAUGUCUUCUUAGCAAAGGGCUCUGCUACUCUCGACAAAUUGAAGGACCUCUGUAACAAAGGAAAAGAAUGUCCUUCCAUGCUUUUGCAGCUCUAUACACAGGCUGUCUUAGAUAUUACAUACUUUGAGGAAAACCAGCUUGUGGAUGAAGAUUUUCCAGAAGAAUCUUCAUUGCAAAAAGUUAAAGAACUUAUUAGUAUUCUUUCAGAACCAGAAGACCUAGUGCAGGAAUGCAACAUACAUGAAGAACCCAUCAGCAUCCUCGGUGCAGAAUUACUAGAAUGCCUUUACUGGAGAAGAGGCGCCUUGCUUUACAUGUAUUGUCAUACAGCAAAAGAAAGGAAUGAAUGGCUACGAGAAAGCAUUACCAUAUUUAGAAAGUGUCUUCAUGAUGGAGUCCAUUACCUGAUGAAGAUGAUUAGCUUCAGAUACCCUCUUCAGCUAAAUGAAGAUGUCUCACUUCAAGAUAAGGACACAGCUAGAUUACUCAGUGAAGGUAUAUUUAGCGACACUCACUUACUGGCAAUGAUGUACAGUGGAGAAAUGUGCUACUGGGGAUUGCAGCAUGGUGGAGAAGGAAAGCAGGAAAGCCUCGAGACAGUAGAUUGCAUCUCUAACAGUGACCUGAGCUGCAGAUCACAGAGCAUGUUGCUGGAUUUCAGAGAAACCGGCAGAAACAUGUUAAUGAAGUAUGUGGCUGUAUGUGAGGGACCUUUAAAAGGCCAAGGGUGGAACACAGCAACUGCGAAACAAAUGUUGUGUUACUUCGUGAAAUGCCAGAGCUAAAGCAGGCUGCUCUGGCUGUGCUGGAAGAAACCUUGUGUCCCAAGAGCACCCUUGGGGAGGUGGUCUGUGCGUCGGUCUCUGACCGUUCUUCUAAUCAAAAUGUAUACUUUUAUUGCAUUAAAAACAUGCCUUCAAAGAA